Molecule: messenger RNA, 1401 nt
Organism: Striga hermonthica
Lineage: Eukaryota; Viridiplantae; Streptophyta; Magnoliopsida; Lamiales; Orobanchaceae
Source: the annotation of a GenBank genome assembly
AUGUGUAUCCGAGUCAGCGAUCAGACGACGAACCAAAGCCAACCAAAAGAACCCCUGCAACCACAAACGUCAACCAACACAACAAAUAGACGGAAAAUACCUCAAAGGCGACCCAAGAAAACUGAAUUCAAUCUCAGAGAAGGAAACCGAGGUGAAGAGACAAUUCCUCGCACUGACCGUCACAACGAGAUUCAUCGCAGCAGUCAGGUGCCCCGACCCAUCCACAGACCCACAUCCCUCCCCACACCCCCACGACCUCAGAUUCAGCGACCAGCCCACAAAACCUCACCAAAAGAGACGAAGUCGGGGGUGAGAGAACGCGACAAAUCAUCUGCCGUUAGAAGCGCUGGAGACGAUAUGGCAACCGGGAUGGGUCGAGCAAUUGGGGACGACCACAGGCCCGAGUCCGCCGCCGCUGAGGAAGGCCAAGAGAUAGAGAAUGGAGCUACACCGGCGGGCUUUCGAUUUCGAGCAAGAGGAUCAAAGAAGAUGGAUAGAUAUCAGAAGGUGGAGAAGCCAAAGCCUGAAUCUCCUGUUAAUCAGAAUGAGAUCCGCAUUACUUCACAGGGCUUGGUUCGUAACUACAUCAGUUACGCCACCACCCUUCUUCAGGAACGUGAAGUAACAGAGAUCGUCUUAAAAGCAAUGGGUCAGGCUAUAAGCAAGACUGUGGCUGUUGCAGAAAUCAUAAAGAGAAGGAUUCCUGGGCUUCAUCAGGACUCUACCAUCAGUUCAGUGAGCAUAACAGAUACUUUUGAACCCAUUGAGGAAGGCCUUCAGACUGUGGAGCAGACGCGACAUGUUUCGAUGAUUUCAAUUACCCUGUCUACGAAAGAUCUGAACAAAAAUUCCCCCGGGUAUCAAGCUCCAUCAAAUACUGAUCAAACUAGACAGCAAUACAAUCAUCCGCCACAGCAACGUCAGCCUCCUAGACAAGUACGUGGAGGUUACAACUCUGGUAAUGGAGAUUCAUAUGGACGGGGAAGCGGACGUGGUAGAGGGAGGGGCCGAGGCUGGAAUAGAGGUGGAUAUUCUAAUUACCAAGAGAAUGGUGGGUGGUAUCAAGGUGGGUAUUCUGGUGGGUAUCAGGGUGGCUACUCUGGAGGAAAUGGCGGUGGCUACUCGGGAGGAAAUAGGGGUGGCUACUCGGGAGGACAUAGGGGUGGCUACUCAGGAGGAAAUGAUGGUGGCUACUCGCGCGGGAAUGGUGGGUAUCAGGGUGGCUACUCAGGUGGAUACCCUAACUGGGGACGAGGUGGUGGGCGUGGGGGUUGGGGCUAUCGAGGUGAUGGUUAUGGAAGGGGCCGAGGUGGAGGCGGGAGAGGCUUUGUGCGGGGCCGUGGAAGGAUGGGGGGCCGUGGUGGUGGUGGUGGUCUGAGAGGUGGAGGAAAUCAAGCAUAG